This is a messenger RNA of Fopius arisanus, 672 nucleotides long. RefSeq names its product transmembrane protein C5orf28 homolog. Bases 26 to 652 code for a protein of 208 amino acids. The record is from RefSeq and is a predicted model, not a curated record. Lineage: Eukaryota; Metazoa; Arthropoda; Insecta; Hymenoptera; Braconidae. The transcript is spliced from 2 exons.
ACACUGACGUGUACCCACAAAAAACAUGUUCAACAAAAACCCAAUAAUCAAGAUUAUUUUUACAAUAUUGUUAGGUUUAACUUGUUUAAUUGGAGACAGAUUGAGUGACAACCUAACACAUGCAGUAAUUCGAGCAAUUGUCGACAAUGUGACACAUGCAUUAAUUGCCGGUCUGUCAUGGAUUAUCGUAACUCUUUUACUGAAUCACUCAGUAAUGAGGAAUUUGCUAGAAAUUACUUCAUGUGCAUUGAUGUCAUCGCUCAUCGAUGUAGAUCAUUUUAUCCAAGCAAAGAGCUGGAAGUUAUCUGACGCAACUCGAUUGAGCAAACGAGCGUUUUUACACUCGACAACAGUUCCAAUACUACUUUGGACUUUAAUGCUGUUGACAUCGAAAGUUUCGACUAAUGAAAAAAUGGAGCACUACAGUUGGAUUAUUUUAAUGAGCUUCUUGAGUCAUCAUAUCAGAGAUGCAACGAGACGGGGGCUGUGGUUCGCUCCUUUUGGCUCAACCAGACCAAUUCCUUACUACGUCUAUAACAUUGCAAUAAUAAUCCUGCCUUAUAUUUUUUAUUACCUCAUGACCCACAAAAUAUUCACGAGAAAAAUCCCUGAUUACACUCUUUACCAGAGAGAAACCGUUGACUCUGUAUAAAACCGAUAAUGAGCUAUUAC